UAUAAAUGAUAAAGUAGGAGUAGCAAAAUGGCGGUGGAAAAUGAUGAUUACAGUACUUUCAAUUUAUUUAAAAAAUCAGAAUUGUCUUCUUCUGAUAACGUUGAUAAAAAUAUUGAAAAAAUAGAAAAAUAUUUUUUUGACAUUACCCUUGAUAAAUCAGAAGAUUCGAAUAAAAAUGAAGCGACAAAUAAUGAACAGUUAUAUGAUCAAUUGAUAGAGCUGAAAAAAUAUGAAGAACUAGCAAGAUUGAAGAAUAAUUGGCUUCAUAAUUACUUAGCUAAUUAUUUUAAGAAAAAACACUUGAUGCAUGUUUUUACAGAGACAGAUGAAUAUGAGGAAGAUAAGAUGGAUGAUUAUAUUCAAAAAUUAAUGAAGUUUGAAAGAAUAAAUAAGAAACUUAAAUGCUUAGAUGAAGAAUGGAGAAUAAAUUUGGAAGAAAUAAAAGCAAAGAUUAUUGAAAGACGAUCAAAAGUUGCAGUUGAUGUAGAAGAUAUGAUAAAACGUGAAAAAGAAGCUGGAUUGAAUACUUGGAUUAAUGGGAAAUUGAUUUCGCCUAAAAAAGUUCAGAGUUUAAUUACAAAACAGCUUGAUGAGAUGCAACGAUUAUCUGAACAGCGUUUUAAAUAUAUGAAUUUGCGAAAUAAAUUAGUAUUAUUAACAGAUCAAUUAAAUUCAAUGACACAUUGCAAUCCUAAUCUUACAAAAGAAGAUUAUGAAAGAUUAGAAGCUGAAAAUUUUUAUUAUCAAGAAGAAUUAUCAAACAAGGAGAAUAAACGUAAACAAUUAUUGUCAAAAAUAGCAAGUAUUAGAAAUGAAAUUAAAUUAACUAACUUGGAAAUUAAAAAUAUAAAUAAAGAAAUGGACUUGUGUCAUAUAAAACGUCUUAAUUUAAACCAAAUGAUAAAUAAUUAUCAGAGAGAAAGAAGAGUUAUCAAAAAUAAAUUAUUAUUAAAUGAUCAAAUAUUGACAGUUCUUAAAAAAAAUUAUAAAGAUGCACAAUCAGGAGUUUUAGAAACUGAAAUGAUGGAUUUAAAAAAAGAACAUGAAGAAGGAAUAAAAAUUAUAGCUCAACAGUUGAGAGAAUUAAAACAUUUACGUGCAUCAACAAGUGCUCUAAAAACAGAUUUUAUUCUACAUGGAAAGAAUAUUGAAUUAAAUUUACGACCGGUUAAAUAAAAACAAGUGAUUUUGUGUGUAGAAUUUUUAGAUGUUUUUAAUAACGACAAACAAAUUGAAAUAUUUCUAAAAAUCAAUUUACAUGUCUGUGAAUUUUGAUUACUACUAAUAAUAUAAGUAAUCAUGGUAUUAUUGAUAAUAGUUUUAGGUAUUACUUUUAAUGUCAUUUUUUUGAUUUAUUAUAAAUAUCGUUCUUAUUUAGAACUAUAUG
Messenger RNA from Chelonus insularis, 1387 nucleotides. RefSeq lists its product as uncharacterized. NCBI's taxonomy places the organism in Eukaryota, Metazoa, Arthropoda, Insecta, Hymenoptera, Braconidae. The coding region runs from base 28 to 1176 and encodes 382 amino acids. The record is from RefSeq and is a predicted model, not a curated record. The transcript has 2 exons.